AUGGAACACUGUGAAAAACUUUUCCCACACAAUGGUAACAAGGCGAUCUUCGAUGAUCUGAGUCGUGUACCAGAAUCUGUAAGACCCAUCUUGGAAACUGUUUCUGUCUCAUCUCGCCCGAAAAAUGUCAAUGACUGCGUGUCUUUCUUUUCGAAUCUCCUCGUGUCAGCCAAUGUCAACUUAACACACGGAACUUUAUCACCAUUACUUGAUAUUCCCAAGUAUCCUAAUGCGUUAAUCGUAUUUGUCACUCUUAUUGGUAUUGUAUCUGUUAUAUCCAUCACCGGAAAUCUAUGUCUCGCGAAAGUGCUUUACUCGAAACGUUUUCGCCUUGUACAAACAGAUCGUAUUGUUUUAUGCCUCGCGUUGAGUGCGUUCGAUCGAUUUGUUUAUAUCCAUGGACAUACAUCAUCAAAUAACUCUUCGUGGUCGAAAUGGUGUCGUUAUGUUUCAACGAAAUCUGGUUCUAUGUUUCUUUUAAUUCUGCCAAUCCUAUGUAGUUUUCCAUUAGCAAUAAGCAAUUGUCUUCACGCACACAUUUCCACCGCAUCAUCAACAGUAAAAAAAUGCAUUCUACAUUAUACGAAUGAAAUCAUCAUCAGUCUAUUAAUAUCAUUUUAUAUUUUACCAAUCUUGUUUUCGUUUUUCCUACAUGCAAAAUUAAUAUAUUUUAUACGUUCGAGACAUAGUCAAGAAUAUUUAACUCGAAGAGCAUAUACUCUACCAAUGAAACGUCAAAAUCCAGCAAAGUGCCGACGUUUGAAUAGAGGCCUCAUUGAAAAAGGAGAUCCCAUACUUUUAUCGGCGCAAAAUGCCACUUCUCAACGCUUCAUUCUACUUAAUCACGAACUCACUCCAACAUCGACAACAGCAAUGACAACAUCAACAAUGGCGAUGAUUCAAUCUACAGGAGGAAUUUCGAAUGCGAAUAAUUCAUCGAAUUCUUCUCGAUCAAGUCGAUCUUCGGAACGAACGAGUAUGUCAUCCAUGGCUCCUCCACCCACUGUUUUAUACAAAAUCAAUUGUCAAGCAAAUGCUAAUGCGAAUCGAACUGUUGUUUUACUUGUUCUACUAUUAUCAUUCUAUGUUUUAUGCUGGGGACCAUAUAAUCUCUAUUCAUGGUAUCAAAUUUACGGACAAAAUCAAAAAUCCUCAUACACUCCGUCCAAUGAGACACUUCUAACUUCGAAUUUAUCAGAUAGUCUACGUCGAUUUCUAUAUAUCAAUUAUUCGUUAAGUUUAUUGUCAAUGGUCUCAAUGUGUUUCAGUUUUAUAUUUUAUUUCUCAUUGAACAAACAAGCUCGACAAGAGUUCUCACGGUUAUUCGGCUGUAUUUGCCCAUGGACAGUUUUUCGACAACAUCACCAACGAAAAAAAAAUGACUCACGACGUCCACAAUACCGAACACGCUUUCCCAAUCAAUAUGAGUAUCAAAAUGAACGAAUAAAACGCUCCCAGCCGUUGUUAAUUCAGAGUCGAUGUGAUCACUUCAAGCAUAAUAGACAAUUGCCAAACAAUCCGGUCAAACGAACAGUUAUUAACUACGGUUGUCAAAUUCAAUGUUGCCCAUAA
Adineta ricciae is the source of this 1572-nucleotide messenger RNA. The record is from the annotation of a GenBank genome assembly. NCBI's taxonomy places the organism in Eukaryota, Metazoa, Rotifera, Eurotatoria, Adinetida, Adinetidae.